Messenger RNA from Theobroma umbraticum, 2252 nucleotides. RefSeq lists its product as uncharacterized. Lineage: Eukaryota; Viridiplantae; Streptophyta; Magnoliopsida; Malvales; Malvaceae. The record is from RefSeq and is a predicted model, not a curated record.
GAAAUAAAACCAUUACCUUCGAUUAUUAGGGCCCCGGCCCAUGCUGGGCGUUGACAUUUUGUCUUAGCAAUCUUUGACACUAAAUAAGCUGCUGUUGAGUGUCAAAUUUCCCCUCCUUCAUUUUUGGCUAGUUAAAAUCUAUCUGGAAAUCAUGAGUAUCAAAAGAUUCAUAGCGGUAGCUGAUAACAAAGAAGCAGUGAACAACCUUUUCCCCCUUUUGUGAGUGAGCGAGGGAGAAAGGAAGGGAGGAAAUUUGAACAUCGGAAGACAGCAGACCAGAAUCCCCAUAGCCAAAAGAGAUGCGGGGGAUGAAGUAUUUAUAAAAGAUUAUGAUGAUGAUCUGAAGCACAAGUGUAUGGAGAAGCCUCAGCAAGAAUACGAGCCAGGAAGUGAUUCAAAAGCUGGUAGCAACAGCAUGAGGCAGGAGAUCUGGGAGGAUUUGAUAAUUAAUCUACUUGGUCUCGAGAGUGAGUAUAAUCACCUACUUCCCACGGAAGACCAAAAUACAAGUGAUCUGCUAACUAUGCAAGAUGAGACCAUCAGUCCUCGUGUAAAUCACACUCACCCUAUGGAGGACUCUUUCCAGUCAAACCCCAUUGCAUCUCCUCCUCCUCCAACACAGCAUAUUGUUUUAACUGUUGUUAAUGACAAAGGCACGCCUAAUAGAACAAGAAACGGCUGCUUUACAAGGGCUGCUUCUAAGUGGGGCUUUGUAAUCACCAACCUGGUUCUGGAGACUUUGACAGCAGCCUGUGAUCAACUUUCUUCUCCACGUCGGCCACAUUAUGCACUAAUUGGGUUGUUAACAUCUUUGUCAGCUUUGCUUAUCUGCAUUGGUGAGCUCAUUUAUAAAAGUCGAAAGGAAUUAGUUUCAUGGACACGGGCAGGAAGGUUUUGUUAUCCAUUUCCUCACAAAGCAAUAUUCAGUAACUUUGCUGAAACUUUUGGACUUAUUUGUGCUGUGUUUCAGUGCAUUUUCUCAACAGUGGAGUACAAUUAUUUCCAGCAACACGAGAAUAACCCUAUCAAAUUAAAUAUUUUCCCUGUUGUCUUUGCUGCGUGUUUAGCCUGUUCAGUGUCAUGCAGGAAACAAGACAUAGAGACAGACCAUACAGAUUAGAAUUAGAUCAGACCAACUUGUGGCUCAAGAGGAUGAUUUUUCUGCUCUAUGUCAAUUUCAUGUACUGGAAAAAAUUGACUAAAUGUUCUCUUUUUGAAGUUUAUUUCAAUUACAUGGCACCAGUAUCACAGACAACAGUGACUUCUGUAAGUCAAUUGUUCAUUUUGUUGUGGUUAUUUGAAAUUUUCUCAGAUAUGAAUUCCAAUUUUACAGAUUGUAUACCACUGUCAAUGCAUAUAUAAAGCAAGGGUCUAUACCAUAUAAUGACAGUGCAAAUAAAGUGCAAAUAAACCUUCUACUUAGGGAUUUCUAUUUUCACAUCUUAAAUGACUGCAGCAGCCCACUGCUUACAAAUUGUGGUAGGGUUUUACCAUGUUUCAGGAAAGCAACCUAAUGAAUUAGGAUGCUGAAAUAGCAUGCCCUUUUGUGUGUCGUCUUCUGUCAAAUGAGAUCAGCAACGCUUACCCGCCACCCACAAAGGAUGGCUAAGACAUUAAACAGAAUAUAUGUUAAUGACUUUACCCUGAUGUAUGAAGUUCUUCUGAACUCUGGGCCUUGACCACAUAGGAGAGGGCAAGACUGAGUUAAAAUUAGGUGGCAACUAAAUAUACAUAGAGUGCAAAAGGGCGUAGAAUCCAUAAAAAAAGUUCCCUGAAUUUAGCAGAAGAAGAGACCAUAGCUGAUUAGACCACAUAAAGAAGGCCAAUAUUCUAGGCAACAGCUAUCCUUACAAAACCAAAGCUGCAAGCCAUAUGGACAUUCAUGUUUUCUGACAUUGUACAGAAUUUCCAUCUAGGGGGCUUUACCGUUGCUACAUUAUGGUUUCUGAUUCAGCCCACUAAGAAGCUCUAAACAUCUCCUAAACCCAAGCAUAACUAAACUAAUAACUGACUUUGCUCACAUGUAAAAUCAUUCUUUGCUCAAGUAUUGUUUGAUAAUGAUGGAAAGCAUUGAAACUUUAUUUUAUUCAAAGAGUCCUUUUUUUCCCUGUUUGUUUGGUUAUUCCUGUUGGAAACCGAUUAAUUAAAUAUUUUAUUGGAGAAAAUAUUUGCAGCAUUAAGCAACUAUAAUACCUGAGGAAAAAUAAAGUGGUCUGAACCACUUUUUGAAGCUAUAAAUAUGUGUCUUUGAC